Molecule: messenger RNA, 806 nt
Organism: Racocetra fulgida
Lineage: Eukaryota; Fungi; Glomeromycota; Glomeromycetes; Diversisporales; Gigasporaceae
Source: the annotation of a GenBank genome assembly
GAGGCAUCGAAACUUGUUAAUAAACCAUCAAAAAUUCAUAUCAACCUUUCCAAGACUUCAUCUAAUGAAAAACGAUCUGUUGGUUUCAUUAUUCCUGAAAAACUUAAUAAUAAUUCUCAAAAUGUUUCGACUGCGGUAGGAGUUGACGAUGAUUCUACCGAUUCUACUGUUGUUUCCACCCCUAUUGAUGAAUUUUUCUUGGAUUCACCCGGUGCUUCCUCAAUUGACAUUUCGGUUCGAGAUUUAACUUCUGAUAUUUUGGUUGCUCUCGUGGAUCGUGACGUAGAAAUUAAAGAUCUUUUCGUCCGUAAUCAAGAUUAUUUUGAUUUUGUCAAACAAACUGCCUUCUCUUCCGAUGUUCGCUGGCAAGAAUUUCUUAAUGUUUUAUUCUCACCACGUGAAAAAAUUCCCGAUUUUGAUUGGAUGAACACAAUCUCUAAUCCGAUUGGUGAUAUGGAUAUCGCUUCUAUACGUGACUAUCCAAAAUCUUUGGAAUAUCUUGAAAAAUCUUAUCCUCAAUUUUUUGCCAAUGCCCGUCAAGUCUUGAGUCUAGAAAGUCACCGUAAAGGUAGCAUUUUAGGUGGAAAUCAUUUGACUGAUGAUAUACCUCUUCAGUCUGAAAAUGAUGCCAUAGUUAACGGCAAUAAUUCUGUAACAACUCUCUACGAUGAAUUUAAAAGAAUUUUACUUUGUCCAAGAUCUGAAAUGAACGAUGUUAAUUGGGACAUCUCUAUUUAUGAACUUUUGGACCCUUGGCCACAGCUUGUUGCCCAGUUUGAAGAAAUUAUUGCUCAUGAAAUUAAUGA